This is a messenger RNA of Neurospora hispaniola, 1833 nucleotides long. Its product is annotated as MFS general substrate transporter. Lineage: Eukaryota; Fungi; Ascomycota; Sordariomycetes; Sordariales; Sordariaceae. The transcript has 3 exons. Gene Ontology annotation, molecular function: transmembrane transporter activity. Bases 1 to 1833 code for a protein of 610 amino acids. The record is from RefSeq and is a predicted model, not a curated record. Gene Ontology annotation, cellular component: plasma membrane. Gene Ontology annotation, biological process: transmembrane transport.
AUGUCACCGUUGGACCGUGAACCGAUCGAUGCUGCUGCUGCAGCCGAGAAGCAACAGAUGCAUGAACCACCACAACCACCUCUCGCACGGGCGCCUUCCUCCCGGAAACAGGACGAACGCCUCGACUCCAACAGGCCUGAGCACUUGGACCCUCUGGACGACCCUGAAAAUCAAUCGCCCAUGUCGCGUCGCCACACCGAUAGCCAUAUGAACACCAGUUCCAGCAGCGACGAUGGGUAUGACACCGAAAAGGACAGCGACGAAGAUGCCGACGAGUACGACGGCCACCGCAUCACCAGCCGAGACAUCCGACUGACCCGUACUCGCACCAACCGGAGCAUGAGAUCCAGCACCAAGGAAGGACCGGAGCACGCCAACACCACCGGCAGACUCGACCUCACCAAGACUGUUUCCCGACGUGACACUGUCCUCUCGCGCCUGCGAUCCCGCCCUACCGCCCGAUUCGAGUUCAACCAUCCGCUAGCACACACCCCGACUGGCAAGGAUGUUAUUGUCGACUUCGAGGGUCCCGACGACCCCUACCGCCCCAUGAACUGGCCCAUGAAGAAGAAGAUCAUGACCACGAUGCUCUACGGCUUGAUCACCAUGAGUGCCAGCUGGGCCUCCUCCAGCUACUCGGCCGGUACUGCACAGGUCUCGAAUCACUUCCACGUUGGCCAUGAGGUAGCUGUCCUGGGUACUUCCAUCUUCUUGGUUGGUUUCGGUAUUGGCCCUCUGCUAUGGGCGCCGUUGAGUGAGGACUAUCAAACUCUGAUGAUUACCCGCUUCUUUGGUGCCUUCUUUUCUUCGGCUCCUGUGACCAACACCGGUGGUGUGCUGGGAGACUUGUUCUCGCCUGCCGAAAGAGGUAUCGCCAUGGCGGGAUAUGCCAUGGCAGUUGUUGGUGGUCCAGCCAUCGGCCCCGUCGUCUCAGCUGCGGUUGCCAUUCAGCCCAGUCUCGGUUGGCGCUGGACCCUCUACCUCACCGGCAUCCUACAAGCCUUCGUUCUCGCUCUCGGCUUGAUCUUCAUCGACGAAUCUUAUCCUCCGCGACUGCUCGUCAACAAAGCUCGUCGCCUGCGCAUCCAAACCGGAAACUGGGCACUCCACGCCAAGUUUGAGGAAUGGGACGUCACCUUCUCUGAGCUCGCCCAAAAGUUCUUACUUCGCCCGGUGCAGCUCCUUUGCACGCCCAUCUGCUUCCUCGUCGCUCUUUAUGCUAGCUUCUGCUACGGUAUUCUGUACAUGCAGCUUGGCGCGAUUCCCAUUAUCUUUGGCGAAGUCCGCGGGUGGACGCAGCUGGUUGCUACUCUGCCGUUAUUGUGCAUCUUCAUUGGUGCCAUGAUCGGUUGCGGCGCGAACGUGUAUAACCAGUUUCUCUACAACAAGGCGUACCACGCCGCUGGCGACCGCGCCGUUCCUGAACGCCGUCUGCCGCCCAUGAUGGUUGGGUCCGUGAUCUUUUCGGGUGGGCAGUUCAUGCUCGGGUGGACUGCGCCCAAAGAUAUUCACUGGAUUGUGCCCUGCAUCGGUCUGGUUCUUAUGGGAUCGGGAUUCUUCAUGAUCUUCCAGGCUGCGCUGAAUUACUUGGUCGAUACGUUUACGCGGUAUGCGGCGUCGGCGGUGGCUGCGAACACGUUCCUCCGCUCGUGCUUUGCAUGCGCGUUUCCCUUGGUUGUCACUCCCAUGUUCCAUAACAUUGGUGUGGGACCGGGAUCGUCGAUUACCGGAGGGUUUGCGGCUUUGUUGAUACCCGUUCCGUUUGUCUUUUUCGUCUAUGGAAAGAGGAUCAGAAAGAGGUCGAAGUGGUCGAGACCUAGCGUUUAUGACUGA